AUGCGCAAUUUCGACGAGCCAAUGAUAAUUGAAGAUUCCAAAGCUGUGGAUGGCACUCGGAUCACAUUCCGACCCGAUUUUGCCAAAUUUGGAGUUGCUGGUCUUGACGACGCCAUUUGUAGGAUGUUUCGAAAGAGAACCUAUGAUGUGGCUGGAACGCUUAGAAACGUUACUGUGUACUACAAUGGCGAGUUGCUAGAGGUACCAUCAUUUCGCGAGUAUGUCACACUGUACUCACCGGAUGCUGAAGAGAACGACAUACUGUACGUAAAUGCCAGCCGACGAUGGCAGUGGGCAGUGAAACGAUCGACAAACGGCUUCCAGCAAAUCUCUUUUGUUAACAAUAUCGCCACUACUGGGGUGAGUACGUGA
Molecule: messenger RNA, 372 nt
Organism: Cooperia oncophora
Lineage: Eukaryota; Metazoa; Nematoda; Chromadorea; Rhabditida; Trichostrongylidae
Source: the annotation of a GenBank genome assembly